AUGCAGGACUUACUCGCCAACGUGGAUCACAUCAAAUUUGACCUGGAGCUGGCCGUGGAGCAGCAGUUGGGGGCGCAGCCUCUGCCGUUCCCCGGCAUGGACAAGUCCGGGUCAGCUGUGUGUGAGUUCUUCAUGAGGGGAGCGUGUAUGAAAGGUGGGAUGUGUCCCUUCCGCCACAUCAGCGGAGAGAAGACGGUGGUGUGCAAGCACUGGCUCAGAGGACUGUGCAAAAAGGGAGAUCAGUGCGAGUUCCUACACGAGUAUGACAUGACCAAGAUGCCCGAAUGCUACUUCUACUCAAAGUUUGGUGAAUGCAGCAACAAGGAGUGUCCCUUCCUACACAUUGACCCAGAAUCGAAGAUCAAAGACUGCCCGUGGUACGACCGAGGCUUCUGCAAACACGGCCCCGACUGCAGACACAGACACACGAGAAGAGUCAUCUGCGUCAACUACCUGGUGGGCUUCUGUCCAGAAGGAAAAUCCUGUAAAUUUAUGCAUCCUCGGUUUGAAUUGCCAAUGGGAGCGUCUGAACAGCCUCCUCUGCCACAGCAAGUCCAGAACCAGACAAAGAUUAUGCCCCCCAUCGGUCGCUCGUCGCUGUCCCUAAUCCAACUGACCAACUCCAGCCCCGGCCUGCGGCAGCAGAACAACAUGAACGCCGGCCAGCAAAACAACAUGACUGCCAACAGAGGGCCGCGUCCUCUGGACCAGGUCACCUGCUACAAGUGUGGAGAAAAAGGCCACUAUGCCAACAAAUGCACUAAAGGCCAUCUUGCCUUCCUGAGUGGACAGUAA
Menidia menidia (Atlantic silverside) is the source of this 795-nucleotide messenger RNA. NCBI's taxonomy places the organism in Eukaryota, Metazoa, Chordata, Actinopteri, Atheriniformes, Atherinopsidae. The record is from the annotation of a GenBank genome assembly.